AGCCCCGUUUCCCUUUUUCCCGGUCUGUUUGCGACUGCAGCUGCGGCUUUCAGGAGCAGCAGCCUCACAACCGCUCGCCAUGGAUUACCUUGAUGGUUAUCUCCUUGUUCCUCCCGACCGAAACCACAUUCUUGCGAAAGCGCAAUGGAAGGAAGAUGCGGAACCUUCUUACCAGUGGCCUACGAGCUGCGUUCUCGACGCCCAAGUCCAAAUGGUCGCCUAUCGCAAACAAGGGCCUAUCCAGCCCACGCUUGUUGUCACCAUAUCCGACAAGGAGCGGAAACGCCGCUCUAGUCGAUCUGUGGGCUUGAUGGCAAGCAAGGAAGCCGGUACUAGUACUCUGUGGUUUCGAACACCACAGGAUGACCAUCACAACAGUCUCCAUGAGUGGGCUCAGUUUAUCCUGGAUAAGAAGAAUCCUACAGCCUCAGAUGGAAGCAGCACGCCGGUGUUUUCGAGCCCCUUCAGCCCCAGGAGCCGUGAGAUGGAAUACUUUCCCAGACCUGAUAGCGGAAAUCAAGCGAGCCGCCAGGAUGCGAGACCUCUACAGCACAAGAGCUCCGGCGCUACGUAUUCAACGGGACCUCGCGAGCGGCCUGCCACAUUCAGCUCAGAUUCGCCGAGCCUGCGAUCCAAACGAAGCGACAUAUCCUCGCCCUCUAGCGUCAGCCAGCACCCGAUCCAGAAGUCAUUUGCGGUUCCAAGCCAAAUCUACACUGGACCGAUGCAUAACGAUGCGGGGUUGCCUUCGAUCAGAGACUCGAUUUACCAGGGAGAACUGAUCGAGGGAUGGACGGCGGCCCAGGGGCGCUCCUCGACCUUGAGUUCACCCACGCGUGGCCCUGAAACGCUGGGCUCACCAAUGGAGGCGUUCAUGGGGUUUGACGUCAGCGCACCGCCUGCCCCUGGAGAGACGAUCCUUGACAGGGCCUUUCAGAUGGGGCAUAUUCCAUGGGCUGACACAAGCGUCCCCGGUCAGGAGAACUUCAAUUCCAUUGCUCGAUUCGAUGCUCUCAUGCGUGAAGUAGACGAUAAGCGGAAACAGCGAGAGGCUGCCCAGCGCCUGGAACGAGCGGCCGUACGCAACACGUACAAUCCUCAAGUCGGGCAACAUCUUGACUACAACCAAGAGUUCGACUCCGAUGACAACGCGCACUCGGCAGACGAGCAAGAGGGCGGCUAUGAUAGGAGCCCGAUUAUUUCCCCUUCGGCUCAGCGAGCAUUGGCCUUUAUCGCAGAUCGACGCGGCGAGUCGCCAAGAGAGCGCGGAUCACGACGUCCCACCAUCUCCAGGGCUCACUUGAGCUUCCAUGUCGAUACGAUGGCCUCGGCAUCGACAUCGCAAUCCCCGCCCUCACGGCCUCACACAGCUCACGCCAAAAGUCGCCUCAAUCCCACGCAGAGGACCCAGAGCACGCCGCACCUGAAUCCAAUUUCUGCAGGCAGGGUCACCGAUGAUAAUGCUUCACGGAGCGGAGACUCGGAUCAUCGCCGCUCUGGCGCGAGCUCCAAAAGGUUGAGUUUCUCUGAGUUCACCAGAAGGCUCUCGAGCACCAGCAGCUUACUGGUAGUCCAGACCAACAGCAGCGGAGAUAGCCGCCGAGGAAGUGUGGGCGCAGAGCCGCUUCCCUCCAGCGUCCGGCGGCCCAAUAUGAGCCAUAGGGAUACCGUUCCCCCGCCCAGAAGCCAAGAAUGGCAGACCCAAGAUCGACGCUGCCCGUGGCGCAACAGUGUUGUCGGCGUUGGCCCCGAGGGCGGGUUUCUUUAAAUUGGCGUUACACCCUAGUUUAUUGCCCGCCUGUGCAACACAUUUUGGCUGCCUCUCUUCACCUUAUGAUUCUCUGCCGACUAAUACACAUCUCCAACGACCUUCACUCAUCAGCGUUUUGUUUUUUUCUUGUGAAACUGAGUGGCACAUUUCCUAGAAGAGGAACCAAAUCCAAGGAGCAAAGAUUUCGGAAUGCAGGCAUACCUGGCUCACGUCGCCUGGGCGAGAUAUCUCCUGUUUUACUCUCACUUUUAUUAAUAUCGCCUUUUACAUAACGACGACAUACAUCAUUUUUACUAUUAGCAUCACUACGCACGACGCAUUACGACGAGGACUGUUCAGCCUUAGCAUGACUCCGGCGCUGGUUUUUAUCUUGGGAAGAGUGUACAAAUUCUUAUUUUCAUCCCCUAUUCUCACUCCUCUCUUCUCUUUUUUGCUCCUUUUCUUUUCUCCCCUCAUCCAUAGGAGAGGUGGCUCCCAUUUCUUGUUUUAAAGACCUUACGGUGUUUAUUAGAUAUUUUCACAUUUCCCUUCUUUUUCCUUCUUUCUACUUAGUCUUUUCUGCGCCCCGGCGUGGGAGAAGGAGGGAGGGGGAAAACGUAUUUUAAAGUGACCAUGAUGGGUAAGCAUAUAGUCUUUUCAAGUACAUGGUUUUUGAAUUCACGAGAUGAGACGAAAAGAGAUGACGCAGUGACUUAUCAAGUAGUCUCUUGUACGUUGUUGAAUUCUUUUGAUAGAUAGUUAUUGAAAGAAGAAAUACAAUUAUAUCAAUCAAUCACUAUUGUGUAU
Messenger RNA from Trichoderma atroviride IMI 206040, 2557 nucleotides. The record is from RefSeq and is a predicted model, not a curated record. Lineage: Eukaryota; Fungi; Ascomycota; Sordariomycetes; Hypocreales; Hypocreaceae.